ACAGGUAAAAAGACUAAAGAAAGAGCCUGAAAACCCAGUAAGGGAGGAGAAACGGAGGCGCUCCUUCUGAUACAGUCUCCAUUUCUAAAAUCAACUGUUGUAAAAGCCUAGGGGAAGAAGAAGAGCUCCAAGCCCAUCCUGCCUGUCUAUCCCAUUAUUUUUACGCUUCCCAUCAAUUUCCCUCAAUAGUCAACACUGUCGAAUUCAGGGGAGAAACACUGAGCCCCUUUAGCUGAUUGCACGGCCUUUUCAAUUUUAUUAGGAUGGUUGAGGUUGUGUAGGUCAUAAUGUGAUAGCUGACCACAUUUCUCAGAGUAUUUAAGGUGGAUUUUUACUGGGAAUUUGAGCUGGUGAGAAUUUUUUGUUUGGGUUUGGAUAACAUGGUCUGGACAUGGCUAAGCACCAUCAUAGUCGGGGCAGGCUGCCUUGCUUUGGGAUAUUGCAUCGGAACACGUCAUCCUGCUUAUACUUUUCUCUCAACAAGAAUAGGUAAGGACAUUGAAGUUUCUGGGAAGAAAAAGAAUAAGCUUAGAGAACCCCUUGAGAUCGAAAUUCUGGCUGACAUUCUUGAAGAUUUCAAAAUGGUUUUAGUUGUUAGAAAUGAUCUUAAGAUGGGUAAGGGGAAAAUUGCUGCUCAGUGCAGUCAUGCAACUUUAGGUCUCUAUAAGAAGAUACUUUAUCGGGCUCCAAAAGCAUUAAACAGGUGGGAGAUGUCUGCUCAACCAAAGGUGGUUGUGAAAAUUGAAAGUGAGGAGGAAAUGCUGGCUCUACAAGAUAGAGCGAAAUCACUUAAAUUACCAACUCAUAUCACAAUUGAUGCUGGGAGAACACAGAUAGCACCAAAUUCAAGGACGGUCAUGGCGAUUCUUGGACCUGUUGAAGUGGUUGAUGAUGUAACAGGUGGACUUAAGCUUUUGUAGUGCAGUUAACUUUCAUACCCUUGACACAGAGAGUUCCGCUGAGCAUAUGAAAGAAAGUAAACGAACCUUAGUUAUCCAUUCUAUGCAGGGCCUUAGCCAAAGGUCAUUGUUCAUUUCUUUGGUCCUCUUUCAACUUUUAUUUCUGAUUAUGGCGAAAAUUAUGUAUUGGCCCUUCGCGAUAUUGUUCCAAGUGAUUUUCAACACAACCAAAAAUUGAUUUUGCAUGUAACGUUCAGAUCAUUCUGUUAUCAUUUUUUUAAUGAUAUGCAUGGAUUUGGCAUCUC
This is a messenger RNA of Tripterygium wilfordii, 1204 nucleotides long. Its product is annotated as peptidyl-tRNA hydrolase 2, mitochondrial. Bases 381 to 920 code for a protein of 179 amino acids. The record is from RefSeq and is a predicted model, not a curated record. Gene Ontology annotation, molecular function: peptidyl-tRNA hydrolase activity. NCBI's taxonomy places the organism in Eukaryota, Viridiplantae, Streptophyta, Magnoliopsida, Celastrales, Celastraceae. The transcript has 9 exons. Gene Ontology annotation, cellular component: cytosol; mitochondrion.